ACACCGUAACUAUCAACUAAUCAAGAUGAAAGGAAUGAUAAAGAGUAUUAGACGAGCUCCACACCAAAUGAGCUCUAAAAUCGGUCGUGCUCAGACCACAAGUGACGCAGAAUUCGAUGAAUUUGAGCGUAGAAUGCAAAUCAUCGAAAUGGGUGCAGACAGAUUAGUUAAAGAUUCUCGUUUAUUCCGCGAUUCUGUACAAGGUUUGCUUAGAUCAGGUGCCGAUUUCGGUAAGGCUUUCGAAACUAUUUUCCAGCCAAUCGGUUCACAAGAUGUCGAUCUCGACAAAAAGAACCCUAGAUCUGAGUUGACACUGAACAACAUCACUCUAUAUCAGGUUUUGAUGGCCGAGCUGAAAGAUACACUUGCACCUGAAUUAGACUUGAUCGAGGGUAGAGUUAUGACCCCAGCUAAAGAAUUCAAAGAACUCCUCCAGCGUUGUCGCAAAACAAUCGUAAAGCGCAAUCAUAAGCUACUUGAUUUCGAUCGCUUCAACAACUCGCUUUCUAAACUCCGUGAAAAGAAAGAUAAGAGUAUGAGUGACGAGAAGAACCUUUUCAAGCUUGAAAAUGAGUUCGAAAAUGCUCAAGCCGAGUAUGAGCAUUACAACAACUUGCUCAAGACAGAGCUCCCACAGUUGUUCUUCAUGGCACAGAAGUUCAUGACACCACUCUUCCAUUCAUUCUACUACAUGCAACUCAAUAUUUACUAUCUAAUCUUAGACAAGGUUCAGAACUUCGCUAGCGACAAAUACGAUCUUAGCUCUGGUGACGCUGAAUCUGCUUACCUCGCGAACGAUCAAGGUGCUACUUUGCAAGUCGAAGAUCUCACGAAGCGACUCACGGCUCUUUCCACUGGUAAAUUCGGUGCCCAGAUAAGGAGAAAUAAAUCGAAGACAUCAGAGCAAUCGGCUGAGGGAAGCGCAAGUGGUGCAGAUGUAAAGUCACCUGCAGGUCCAUCAGGCUUGGGUAGAUCCUCAUCGGUUUUUAGCUCUGCGCCUCCGGCAUAUGAAGCAUCAACAAGUGCAUCUGCGGCCUCAAAAAGACCACCACCGCCACCACCGAUGAAACCAAAACCAAAAGGUACUACAGUUACAGCUUUAUAUGAUUUUGAACCACAGGCACCAGGAGAUCUUGGAUUUAGAGUUGGAGAUCAAAUUGAGGUUGUACAACGUACAGAUUCAGCCAAUGAUUGGUGGACCGGCCGACUGAAUGGCAGUGAGGGUGUAUUCCCAGGUAAUUACGUGCAAGAGAAUUAAAGGAUAAGAUAAAAUGUAUG
Messenger RNA from Wallemia mellicola CBS 633.66, 1278 nucleotides. It is a transcript of the gene Rvs167p, whose product is annotated as BAR-domain-containing protein. Gene Ontology annotation, cellular component: medial cortex; mating projection tip; Rvs161p-Rvs167p complex. Gene Ontology annotation, molecular function: lipid binding; protein binding. The transcript has 13 exons. The coding region runs from base 26 to 1258 and encodes 410 amino acids. Lineage: Eukaryota; Fungi; Basidiomycota; Wallemiomycetes; Wallemiales; Wallemiaceae. The record is from RefSeq and is a predicted model, not a curated record. Gene Ontology annotation, biological process: actin cortical patch localization; plasma membrane tubulation; endocytosis.